Molecule: messenger RNA, 1122 nt
Organism: Pecten maximus
Lineage: Eukaryota; Metazoa; Mollusca; Bivalvia; Pectinida; Pectinidae
Exons: 1
Coding region: 1-1122 (373 amino acids)
Biological process (GO): DNA integration
Molecular function (GO): nucleic acid binding
Source: RefSeq, a predicted model, not a curated record
AUGGGUUGGAAGGAACACUUGGAUAAUAUCUACUUUGAUUUAAACAACCCUAUCAGUUAUGCGGGACCAGAAAAGAUUUACAAAUAUUUAAAAAAAAAAAAAAAAAAAGAAGGAAAGUACAAGAUCGGAAUUCAUGCCAUUCGUCGUUUCCUUCAGGAUAUAGACGCCUACAGCUUACAACGUCCUCUACGCUACAAGUUUAAGACUAGAAAAGUAAUAUCUCAAGGUAUCGAUGCUUUAUGGGAUGUUGAUCUAGCUGACGUCUCUAACCUAGAGAAAGAAAACGAUGGAAUACGAUAUUUAUUCAUUCCCAUUGACGUGUUUUCGCGUCAUUUGUGGGUUGUUCCUUUGAAGAAUAAACAACACCAGUCUAUCAUUGACGGAUUCAAACACAUAUUUGGUCAGGGUAGAAAACCACAAGAGGUCAGAUCGGAUCCGGGCAGUGAAUGGAAAAAUAGAUGGGUAAAACAAUAUUUAGACAAAGAGGGAGUCGGGCAUUAUGUCACUCAUAACGUCACUCAUGCAAAUUAUGCUGAGAGAGUAAUCAGGACACUGAAAGUGUUGAUGUAUUGCUAUUUCACUCACAACCGGACCCAUCACUACUUAGAUGUUCUACAGGAUAUCGUCCACAAUUACAAUGCCAGGCCCCACAGUGUUCUAGAUGGUAAAUCACCGGAUGGUAUUGAGAAGUCCAAUGAAGCAUUGGUGUGGAAACAUUUGUAUGUUGACUCGAAGAAACCUAGGAUAGUUAAGAAAAAGAAAAGCUCAAAACCUUUCAAGUUUAAAGUUGGCGAUGUAGUAAGAAUAUCGGCCAACAGACGCACAUUCCAACGUGAUUUUGAGCAAAAAUGGACAGAAGAGGUUUUCACCAUCAAGACGAGGUACCUUCGUCAAGGUAUACCUAUCUAUAAAAUCAUUGACUACGACGGAGAUUCGAUAGCUGGAACUUUUUAUAACAGCGAACUACAAAAGGUCAACAAAGGGAGGGAUGACUUGUUCAAGGUGGAAAGGGUGUUAAAACGACGAAAGAGAAACGGAAUUCAGGAAGUAUAUGUAAAAUGGCUUGGUUAUCCAAAGAAAUUUAACAGUUGGAUCAAAGAGAGCGACGUCCAAAACCUAUAA